AUGGCCGGCCCGGUGGAUACACCUCCUGCAGGCCAUGCCAGUGGGUUGGGUCCCCAUCGGAGAAAGAGGACCACCUUCAGCAGAGGGCAGCUGCUGGAGUUGGAGCGGGUGUUUGCAGCACGACCCUAUCCCGACAUUGGCACCCGUGAGCACCUGGCCCGGGUCACCAGCCUUCCUGAGGCCAAGAUACAGGUGUGGUUCCAGAACCGCAGAGCCAAGAGAAUCAAGAAUAGAGAGCCGGGAGGCCCAAGUCCCAGGCCCGAGCCUCCCCAGAGAUCCCAUUCUCUUCCAGACACCGUCCAGCAGCCCUGGGAGCCCCGAACCCCGGGCCAGCCUCCACCCUCCUACAGCGCAACUCAGUGGGCCUCUGCGUGUCAACACGCCUCUGCCUUCUGUCCAGCUCCUGGCUUGGGUCCGGGGCAGGGCUGGGGGGGCGCCAAAGCUGCAGCCCCAUGGGGACCAGCUGGGGCUUCAGGGGUCCACCUCUCUUCAGAGCGAGCUACUCCCCAGACCUCACUGGGCAGCCUGUCUGACCUCAUCUAUGCCUCGGCCGUUGUCACCAACCUGGACCACUCCUAAUCUAGGGCUAGAACUUGUAAGACCCCUCCUCUGGCUCCUGUCACCCACCCUGCCCCUUAGGGCUGAACACAUCAGAAGUGGAUCCCUGGCCCCUCCUUUACACACCAGAGGUCUCUUAUGGAAGAAAGUUUAGUUCAGGGAUCCCUCCCGUCCACUGUCCUCCAGGCCAGCCUAGAUGUGGGUUCUGUGGAGUGACAGGGGCCUGGCUCUGUUACCCAGCGCCCUGCCCCUCCAGGGAUA
Phacochoerus africanus (Common warthog) is the source of this 819-nucleotide messenger RNA. It is a transcript of the gene SEBOX, whose product is annotated as SEBOX homeobox. Bases 1 to 579 code for a protein of 192 amino acids. Gene Ontology annotation, molecular function: DNA binding. The transcript is spliced from 3 exons. NCBI's taxonomy places the organism in Eukaryota, Metazoa, Chordata, Mammalia, Artiodactyla, Suidae. The record is from RefSeq and is a predicted model, not a curated record.